GUGCCUGGGGUGGACAGUGUGCAAUAAAGUUGAUGAAAUAACUGACGGGACAAAUAAAUUGAUAAAAGUAUCAAGAGAAGUACGCAACAAAAAGAUCCCACAAAAAGGAACAGUUGCCUCUAGAAAAGUGAAAAUUAUUCCAGACUUAAAGCGGAUUGUGGCUGUUGGAAAGCUACUGAAGAAAGUGUAACCCCCAAAGGUUCAAGACACCAACUAAGGAUUUUUCCCUUUCGUGGAUAUCGACUCAAGUCUUUUAAUUUCUUUGUCCUCCUCUUCAGCCCAGAGCCGAGAGGGGAGGCAAAGCCGUGGCAUCUGCGGGAAUGAAGUACAGCUACCAGUACCCGGUGUCACAGUACACCCGCUCUAACACACACUCACACAACACUGCUCAUUACACACCUUCACUCUACUCCAGCAGCUCGUACUCACCCAGCUACUACAGUUCCACCAAGUACAGCCCAACUACACUCAAUACUCCAUCAUACUACACCCCUCCGGCUUACACACCUGCAUACAAUCCCACCUCCACUUACACAUCAGUAUACAGCAAGGCAUCAAGGCAGAACAGCACUCCCAGGACAACUGUACAGUCUACUCCUACUGUAGCUCUCAAGCCCGCCCGGUCCGUGCGCUUCACAAACGAUGUCAUCUUCCAGGAUUUAAUCCGUCACAGUGAGCUGGAACAGAUUGGUCGAUUUCUGAGGGCGAGGAAAGUGCGUUUGGACACAAUCUUCCAUUCUGGAAUGGCAGCGCUCCAUGAAGCCGUGCUCUCAGGGAACUUGGAGUGUGUGAAGCUCUUGAUAAAGUAUGGAGCUGAUGUUCAUCAGAGGGAUGACAAUGGUUGGACACCACUGCACAUUGCGUGCAGCGAUGAAUUUCCUGAGAUUGCACGGUACCUUCUCUCUCUGGGUGCCAGUGUGGAGGCAGAGAAUGAAAAUGGGGAGAAACCGGCAGACCUCAUUGACCCCGCCUGCAAAGAACUGGUCAAACUGUUUGAGGGCUGACCGGCAGAAAAAAAAGCCAGCUUUAAAAAGAAAAUUCAAAUCUCUCUUUUGAGUUUAUCAUUUUGUGUGGUUGAAUGUUCUCCUGAACAAUACAUGUAUGUUCUUUAUUUGUACUUCUUUUUUGAUACAAGGACUUCAAUAUACAGUAUAAGGCUACAGAUGGACACCAAACCUUCCACCUAAGAUUGCUUUUUAAAAUCAGCGUGAAUCACUGUGUGCAACACAUUUUACGUUAGUAAUCUGAUGUAUUUCUGAGUGAAACUGGAUAUUCAAUGAAAUAAAUUGUAGGAUGGGACAUUAGGAUUUUAUCCAUUAGGAAUUGAUUGAAUUGUGAAAAGUGGAUGUUACAUACCAGAAUGGAGCCAGGUUGUUGGAGGGGAGGGAGGGACUGAGAAUUAAGAGGGAUUUGUUAUGAAGAUGGCAAGCAAGUUAUUUUGAGAUAAGGUUACAAUGACAAAAUACUUUUUGACAUGCUCCCAAUUUAUAUUAUUGUCAUAAUUCUGUGUAGAAAAGUGAUCAAGUAAUUAUGUGACAAGUGAUACAAUCCCGAUGAUGCAAAAUAAUGCUUGAUGGGUAACGCUCAUACCCGAAUGGAACAGUGCAUGUUGGUGAUGUGUUUACACAGACAGUUUGACACAACUUUGUGUUUCCCAUCUGCUGGGCAGCAGGAGAGCACAUUGUAAAGACAAUCUGCCAUCAGAGUUACAUUUGAAGGAAGACUGAGUUGAGAAGGAAGAUGAAAGUGAAGGCACUACUGAAAAUGUUAAUGUCUCUUGUUAUAGUCUUAUCUUGCUUUCUUUUUUUUAUUUUUCAUAAAUAAAGCUGCUUUUUAUAUA
Molecule: messenger RNA, 1840 nt
Organism: Xyrauchen texanus (razorback sucker)
Lineage: Eukaryota; Metazoa; Chordata; Actinopteri; Cypriniformes; Catostomidae
Product: protein phosphatase 1 regulatory subunit 27-like
Exons: 3
Coding region: 321-1004 (227 amino acids)
Molecular function (GO): phosphatase binding
Source: RefSeq, a predicted model, not a curated record